UUUCCCUUGGUCUCCGCCUGAGGAACUUGGGCACCCUCCCCCAUUCCCCCACUCCCAGCCCCGCAAGCAUCCCCCACCUCUCGCCACUUCUACCCCCGCCCUCCAUCGCGUGACCAACUGGGAAGCGGCGUCGCCGCGGAGGCCCCCCACACACACCCCCUCGGCGCCCCCCGGGCCCCUGACUGGGCCGGGCGUGGAAGUGGUAACUAUGGAGAAUAUGGCGGAGGAGGCGGCGCCCGAGCCCGACGAGCCCGAGCCGGAGGAGGCGGCCCCGGGGGCUGCUGCGGAGAGCAAUGGCCUAAUUAAUCCAAUGAAAUUAAGCAGCAACAGUCACGACAAAGACACUGUAUCUGAAAUGGAAUUGAAGACUGUUGAGAAAGAAGCAGAGCAGGAGGGCUUGAAAGAGCCUUACAGCAUCCUGGCAUCAGCUGAUUUAUCAAGAGAAAAACACAUCUCAAUUCAAAGACAACUGAUUGAUCUAGAGAAGUUAGCUUACUUGAGUGAAAGUGAACCUGCCUCUUCUAGGUCCUCAUCAAAUGCAGACCAGCUCGAUGCAGCUGGUAAAAAGCUUUGUCCAUUAUGCCCUGAGGAAAAAUUCAGAGCUUGUUAUAGCCAUAAACUUCAUCGUCACCUUCAGAAUUUACACUGGAAAGUUUCUGUUGAAUUUGAAGGUUACAGGAUGUGCAUCUGUCACUUAUCUUGUCGACCAGUAAAACCAAACCUCAUUGGAGACCAGACAUCUAGUAAGAUGGGGGCCCAUUAUCACUGUAUCAUUUGUUCAGCAACCAUCACACGAAGAACUGAUAUGAUAGGACAUAUUAAACGCCAUGUGAACAAAGGAGAAACUGAAUCCAGGUAUAUUGCAGCCUCUGCUGCUAAACCACCCCAUGAAGUGUUGAAAGAAGCAGACACUGACAUAAAAGUUCUUCCUAACUAUUCUACACCUCAGAAAACAGAUUCCUAUUUUAAUCCAAAAAUGAAAUUAAACAGGCAACUGAUAUUCUCCACGCUGGCUGUGUUGGCUGAAGAACGAAAGCCUUUGGAAUGUUUGGAUGCUUUUGGGGCCACCGGCAUAAUGGGAUUACAAUGGGCAAAGCACCUUGGGAAUUCAGUAAAGGUUACUAUUAAUGAUUUUAAUGAAAACUCUGUGACGAUGAUUCAGGAAAAUUGCCAUUUAAACAAAAUGAAAGUGAUGUUGGACAGUAAAGAAGAGGAUGAGUGUGAUGAAGCUCUUGAAGAAGGAGAGGAAAAUGUUGGUGCUAUCGAAGUGACCAAAAUGGAUGCCAACGUACUAAUGCACUUGAGAUCAUUUGACUUUAUACACUUGGACCCAUUUGGAACAUCAGUGAACUAUCUAGAUUCUGCCUUCAGAAAUGUAAGGAAUCUUGGGAUAGUGUCAGUAACUUCAACAGACAUCAGUUCUUUAUAUGCAAAGGCUUUGCAUGUAGCCCGACGUCACUAUGGCUGUAACAUUGUGCGAACUGAAUACUACAAGGAACUGGCAGCCAGAAUUGUUGUGGCUGCAAUAGCAAGAGCCGCCACUCGUUGUAAUAAAGGCAUAGAAGUGUUGUUUGCAGUAGCCCUGGAACAUUUUGUCCUUGUGGUUGUAAGAGUUUUGAGGGGUCCAACCCCAGCUGAUGAAACAGCAAAGAAAAUUCGGUACCUGAUUCACUGUCAGUGGUGUGAAGAGAGAAUUUUUCAGAAGGAUGGUAAUAUGGUAGAAGAAAACCCCUAUAGACGGCUGCCGUGUGACUGCCACGGAAGCAUGCCCGGAAAGACGGCCAUAGAGCUCGGCCCUUUGUGGUCAGGUUCCCUCUUUAAUACUGGAUUCCUCCGAAGAAUGCUGUUUGAAGCAGUUCAGCAUGGUUUAGACGACAUUCAGCCCCUAAUAAAGACUUUAAUCUGUGAGGCAGAGUGCACCACUCUAAAACAGUUUUCAAUUCAUGCACCUACAAGUCUCAAUAAGCAAGAGGAAUGUGGUGUAGUUAUUAAAACUCCAGAUACUGGAACCGAUUAUUAUGUUGUACAUGGAAAGAGGAAAAGUAAUGAAAUGUGUAGAAAUGCUACCAAGAAGCAAAAGGCCGACAUCAAUGCUGAACAUCCUCCCUUUUACUACAACAUCCAUAGACACAGCAUCAAGGGAAUGAACAUGCCAAAGUUAAAUAAGUUUCUGCAGUCUCUCUCCCAAGCAGGCUUCCGGGUAAGCCGCACCCAUUUUGACCCCAUGGGAGUCCGUACAGAUGCACCACUGAGCCAAUUCAAAGCUAUCCUUACAAAGUACAGCAUGCCCACCUACACUGGAGGACAGUCAGAGGGUCACCUACAGUCAGCAGCUGAUGAUACAAGAACAGACUCCAUCCCCAUGUCCGUGGAUGGCAGACCUGAUGAGGCCGUGGGGAAUGAUAAAUCCACUGAUGAGAGCUUGUUCCCAGAUGUCCUGACAGAUGACUGGAGACCUCCUGCUCUGUAAUUUCAGUCCUGUGAUGUAACAGAUAUAAAAAAGCAGUCCUAUUUUUAUAUAGAAACCUCAGCAGUUCCUAAUUGGUUUCUAAGUUGGUUUGGAAAGCAAUGCUUUGAAACUUUCUUAUUCUAAAGGAGACAAUUUCAGAAUUUUCCAAAUGUUUCAUGUGAUGCAAGUUUUGUGCUUGAUGUCACCCCUCUGGUUAAAUAACCUGGAAGCAUUUCACAGCUGACUGUUGUGUACGUUUCUCAUAGCAGUUUUGAAAUCCUUUCAAUUGCACAUUACCACUUGAGCCUAUUCCCCAUGUUUAUGGUAAAUAAACUUUUUAUGGGGCAGAUGGAGAAGCCAGGAGCCUUUAAGCAUCACCAUGACCUUGAACUUACAAGUGUUUCUUCUAGGCCUACAUUGUGUCUCACAAUUAAGUAGCUAAGAGUAUUGGCACUGCUCACGCAGUCCUAACAACCAACUGAUCAGUCAGAUGUCUAUCUGUGCCAAAAAUAAAAAUGACAAAUGUUUUGCAAGGGAAAGGGACUAAUGUGCAGCAAAUUUUUCAUAUGCACUUGAGGCUCCUUUUUUAUUAUAGUGUAAUUCAUCAGGCACUAGACUUCUUAGACAUGUAAGAGAUCAACAGGUGAAUGAUCUCAUUGCCUCAUACGCUGCAUAAACACAUUAAUCUGGUUGUAAUCUGCCUUUUAAAAGUAAAAUAUGUUAUCUUAUGAAGUGAAUUUUCAUUUUCAGUGUUAAGCAUUAUAUUAAAAGCAUUUUAUAUGAGCAUCAGUAAAAAGACUAAAAAUAGGUUUAAAAUGUUUUUCCCCCAUCCCCUCUAUCAUUUGAAGAGUAUUUUGGGCAAAAAGGUUUGGAAUAUGCUUUUCUGCUCUUAUUUUAUCCUUUUAGAUGGUUGGAUUACUUCUAAGAGAAUAUUAGUAUUUUACUCUUUUUUGUUGGUUUUGGGGUUGGUUUUUUUUUUGGGGGGGGGUUAGUAUUUUACUCUUGAAAGAGCUUUUUAGGACCAUUAACUUUUUUUUUUUU
Dromiciops gliroides (monito del monte) is the source of this 3490-nucleotide messenger RNA. It is a transcript of the gene TRMT1L, whose product is annotated as tRNA methyltransferase 1 like. The coding region runs from base 209 to 2470 and encodes 753 amino acids. Gene Ontology annotation, molecular function: RNA binding. The transcript is spliced from 16 exons. Gene Ontology annotation, cellular component: nucleus. Gene Ontology annotation, biological process: tRNA N2-guanine methylation. Lineage: Eukaryota; Metazoa; Chordata; Mammalia; Microbiotheria; Microbiotheriidae. The record is from RefSeq and is a predicted model, not a curated record.